AUGGAAAGUAAAGAAUCUUAUAAUAGUCAACUUGUAGAAUUACUUAAAAAUCCUAGUAAUAACAGAUGUAUUGAUUGUAAUAUUCCCAACACACAAUGGACAUCUAAGACAUUUGGCAUUUUUUUAUGUUUUGACUGCACAUCAAUACACAGAUCUUUUGGUGUAAACAUUUCUUUUGUAAAAAGUGUUAAUAUGGACAAAUGGAGUCAAGUAGAAUAUCUUUUUAUGAAACUAGGAGGAAAUGAAAAAUUUACAGAAUUUUUAGAAAAGCAUAAUUUACAGAAUAAAGAGUGUAAUGUGUUAUACUAUGAUCCUUUAGUAAAAAAGUAUGGAGAAAAGUUAAAAUCACGUGUUUAUGAAGAACUUGGUCUUUGUGAAGAAGAAUAUUCCAAUUUGCAGAACAAAAGAAAUAGCAUUUACUAUUCUACAAGAUUUUACGAACCCAAAACGAUUGCUAAUGAAGAAAGCUUUAAGAGUAAAUUAUAUGACAAAUUUAGCAUUGUUUCUAAUUCUUUUAUUUCUGGUGUUAAACAAGUUACAAAUAAAACUGUAGAAUAUGGAGGCAAAUUUGGUAAAAGUAUUAUUAUACCUUCCGCCAAAAUUAUAAGGUCGUCUUCUGAAAACUUAUCUUCUUUAUGGAGAUCUUCCCCAGCUAAAGAAAAUGGCAUUGAAAAACCUUGUUAUAGAUUUGAAGAUGAUGAUAUUGAAGACAUGAGUAAAUGGGACUAA
This is a messenger RNA of Vairimorpha ceranae, 729 nucleotides long. RefSeq names its product zinc finger protein. The record is from RefSeq and is a predicted model, not a curated record. Gene Ontology annotation, molecular function: GTPase activator activity. Gene Ontology annotation, biological process: COPI coating of Golgi vesicle. NCBI's taxonomy places the organism in Eukaryota, Fungi, Microsporidia, Nosematidae. Bases 1 to 729 code for a protein of 242 amino acids. The transcript has a single exon.